UUGAUGAUGCUGUCUACUGCUCCCGUUGUAAUUUGUAAAUAGUCUCCUCUUCCCAGCUCUGCUGUAUGGAACACCACCAUGAGUCCAUGACUGCUCGCUCUUUUACCCUCCACGGCUCCACACAGCACCAACUCCACUGCCCUCCUCCACCAGGUGGAACCAGCGUCAGGUCGGCCACUGCAUCUGAUUGCUGCCACGGUGCCACCUCUCUCGAUCACAAUCAGAAUUCAGAAGGGCAGAGGAUAACCAUUUUUUGAGAGAGAGGGGGGGGGGGGGGGGGAGAGAGAACUAGAAGCGGCGGCAGUGACCGGGCUGUGGUACUGACGUCCAGACCAGAUGUGGACCAGAUGGGCGUGGGCCUUGGUACUGUAACUUCAUGUAAGCCCACCCGUGGCAGCCGGCCCAACUCGUGCACAGGCUGGGAUUUUAUUGUGCUUUGGUCCCCACCUUCAAGCGAGCCGCCCUCUCCGCGCCCCGUUUUGAUAAGCGAGGCCUCCCCACCUCGGAUCGGAGCCCGAGGCGGCGAAAUCGAAUCCGACUCCGAUGUCGCUGGCCCUGGCCCCGGCGCCGGCGCCGGAGACGAAGGCCCCGAUGGCGACCCCGAUUGCUCCGACCCAGACGCUGAAGCCGUCAUCCCCGACUCCGGCGACGAAGGCCCCGAUGGAAACACCGAUUGCUCCGACUCUGGCGCUGAAGCCGUCGGCCCCGACUCCGACGCCGACGGCCCUGAUGUCAUCGCCUACUACACUGACGGCUCCGAGUCCGGGCUCCGAACGCUCCGAUCAGUCUGCAGAGUUGUCGAAGAAAGACGACGAAAUUGAAAUUCUCAGAGCUCGUUUGUAUGAAGCAGAGCUUCUGAAUGCAAAACUGCAGAAGGAUUUAGAGGAAGCCUAUGACCUCUUAAGGCAGCAAGCUGUCACGGAAAAAGGAACAGAUAAAAAUUCAAACAAAGCUCAUGAUCUCCCAAGGCAUCUUUCUGGUAGGGAGAAGGUUCCUGAUAAAAGGUCAAAAAAAGCACAUUCUGAUCGAGAGAAAGUGCCACAGAAGUGGUCAAAAGGUAGAUCAAGAAUCCGAUCAAGAAUUGCGAGGUGCCAUGAUAUUAUCCUGUGUGAGAAUGAAGUAGGUGCUUUACAAGUUCUGGAUCUCUUAGGUCGUCCUAAAUAUAAGAUUUUACAUGAAGUGGAUGUACCUGGUGUAUUGCCAGAUCCUUAUGAUAAGGAUAAACCAAAGAAAAAGCUCGAGGCACUGACUCCUUUUGGGAAAAUCCUGUUCUUGGGGAUGAUAGACGAUCUUUACCGUCUGCACAGGGCUGGCCUAAGCCUGGAUGGAAAAUUCACUCUGAUGGAUUUCUGUUGGCUAAAAAAUAAGAAAGUGAAGCUUGGCGCUGAUCUGAAGGAUCAUAUGUUGAGAAGAUCGCGAAAGAGGAUAAAUAGAGAUUAUCGGAGACUUUGCGAGUUGAUGAGGCUUAUGUUAGCACAGUGUGAAGUUCAAAUUCCAGUUGACCUACAGUUCUUGCUCAGUCUUAUGGAAUCAGAUGAUCCAGUGAGCGAACAAUUUCUCAUAAGGUACAACAUAUGCCUGAUGGAUGAAAUAUCCAAAAGAACUUACACGCUGACGUUAUACGACAGAUUGGACCAGUUAGAUGUUGAGGACGCAGUUAAGUUCGGACAGAAGAACAAAGAAAAAUACAGAUCUGCAGCUGUGUAUGACUAUAUCAUAGCCGGAGAUGAGGAUUGGUCCAACUCUAUGACGCAGAACAUGUUUGUUAACUUGAUAUAUGGUCGGUGGUGUAGAGACAAAGGCAGUGGCCCGUAUCAUACACGCAGGCAAUUAGUGAAACUGUUGCGUCACUGUUUGGUUCGUCUUCCGCAGAAGGCAUAUUAUCAUAAUAAGAUACGAUACACAGAUGCGAGUGUUGUUGGAAUGCUCGAGAUGCUUACUCCAGGAGUGUUCAGCCAAUUUCAAGCGGGGAUGUACGCCAUCAAACAACUCGCUUAUCCCCAUCUUAUGCAUGUGAUGAGGGUUUAAUACACCCGCAGGGAGAAAAAUUAUAUGGUAAGUUGAUGACUUCCCAUGAAUUGUAUGCACCAAACUUUCUUUUUUUUCUUCCUGUAUACUGCAUGCUAACGAAAAACGCAUUCCAUACUCUGUAACCGGUUUGAUUUUUGUCGUUUACUAUGUUAGCUGGUUUGAUUAUAGCUGUGUUACAUGUUAAUUUGCUAGUAACUUUCAAUCAUGUUCACUUCAGAACAGCACAGUAAAACAUGAUUACCUAGUGCAGUUUGAGCCAUGCCAUCUGCACGAGCAAG
This is a messenger RNA of Phragmites australis (common reed), 2309 nucleotides long. RefSeq lists its product as uncharacterized. The coding region runs from base 544 to 2028 and encodes 494 amino acids. NCBI's taxonomy places the organism in Eukaryota, Viridiplantae, Streptophyta, Magnoliopsida, Poales, Poaceae. The record is from RefSeq and is a predicted model, not a curated record. The transcript is spliced from 2 exons.